AUGAUUGGUGCUUGUGGUUUAAUAUUUGCCAUUUGUUCGGUUUUAAGUAUUCAAGUAAACGCAGCUCGCUUGCGUUUUCCGGGACCCGUACUACAGCAACAGGAAGCGGCGCCAUAUCCUCCAGCAGGAUUAACGCCUGAUCCGCCAUUUGAAUUGCCAACGGAGCAGGCUGCAAAUUACCCAGAGCCUGAUUUGACAUAUGGACCGCCAGACGAAGUGUACGGACCGCCGGAUGAAGUUUACGGCCCCCCCGACGAAGUAUAUGGUCCACCCGAUAAUACCUAUGGGCCUCCCACCGAACAGGUUAAUGUUUCGGAAACAUAUCUGCCACCGCAGAGUUCUUCUACAAGUGAAUCGCUUGUAAAUCUUGCAAGUCUACGACCACAAGCACAAUUGGUACUGCCGUUAGUUCAGCGCUUCGCGGCUUUCCGUCAAGUGAUUCGUCCAGUGCAAGCACAACGCAGGCCUGCCAAAUUAAUAACUCUCCCGCAACGCAGACCAGCACAGAUUAUCAACGCCAACAAAGCUGUGUUUCCCGCUACGCAAUUGACACUGCCUUUUUCGGAUCGUCGGAUCCCCUUCCGGCCACAGCGUUUAGUUGUAAACGCUCCAUUAAAGAGAAGGCCCGCCCGUGUUUCACAAUUCACUUUAGGUUGA
Molecule: messenger RNA, 657 nt
Organism: Drosophila busckii
Lineage: Eukaryota; Metazoa; Arthropoda; Insecta; Diptera; Drosophilidae
Product: pollen-specific leucine-rich repeat extensin-like protein 2
Exons: 1
Coding region: 1-657 (218 amino acids)
Source: RefSeq, a predicted model, not a curated record